This is a messenger RNA of Acromyrmex echinatior (Panamanian leafcutter ant), 9801 nucleotides long. RefSeq names its product zinc finger protein schnurri (gene shn). Gene Ontology annotation, biological process: regulation of transcription by RNA polymerase II. Gene Ontology annotation, cellular component: nucleus. Gene Ontology annotation, molecular function: DNA-binding transcription factor activity, RNA polymerase II-specific; RNA polymerase II cis-regulatory region sequence-specific DNA binding. The record is from RefSeq and is a predicted model, not a curated record. NCBI's taxonomy places the organism in Eukaryota, Metazoa, Arthropoda, Insecta, Hymenoptera, Formicidae.
GCGAACGCGCCGAUUCUCCGUGGUGCUCAUAAGAAAACGUGCGCGGGGCAUAUCUGCGUCCCUGACGAGAGCCUCGUGUCUGAACUCUCUUCAUCUCUCUCUCUCUCUCUCUUUCUCUGGGUCGCUCGGGCUUUCUCAUAUUUACUCGUACCGUCCCUUCGUCCCUCACGCUCCCUGAUGCUAACUCCCUACCAGAGGAUCGCGCGCCGAUCCCGUCUCCCCUACUACCGUCGUCGACGGUCCUCGGUGCGCGUUCGAUACACGGAAUCGCCUCGUGGUUCUCGGAAGGCAGUAGACUGUCGCCAACCACGCCAGACGGCGCACCGCUCGCACGCUCUCUCUCUCGUUGCGUAUUCGCCCACUGGCUCACCCACGGGGACUACCCUCGUCCUCGUCCUCUCGGCCCUCUCCUCCUCCUCUCUCUCUCUUGCUCUCCUCCCUUCUCGCUCUCCGUCCUCUUCUCUUACCCUCCCCUUCACGCCUCUCUCCUCCCGACCACUACUCCAUACACUCUGUCUCGCGGCGCGGCUGCGGAGCCAGCCAGCUACACGGGGCCCGUCAGUUACGCAACAAUAACAACGCCGUCAGGAGGUGCGUAGCGUCGUGCGGCGCGCGACACCGCAACGCGACACCGUGGAUCGUGCGUAGUGUGUGUGUGUGUGUAUGUGUGUGGGUGUAUGUGUGUGUCGACCGUUGCGUUCGCGAGGAAUCACACUUGUUGACAGCAACGCGGGUGAACGCGGGUGAAACGGAGCGACUCGCACGGAUUACAAGGGGGGGGAGGGGGGACGGAGAGGAAGAACGUAAGGAAGAAAUCUGGAAGUGAUCGUCGUCGAGAAAAGUCAACUUUCGCGCGCCAACACCAACUGUGGCAGGCAAAGCGGGAUUGACAGGAGUGACUCGAGAUCGCGAGCGGGAGAAGAGAUCGCGAUGAUCGAGCGCGAUCGAGAGUAACGCGACGCGUGUGACGAGGUGUGAGAAAACGUGUACAAGUGUGCAAUCUUUCAGUAAAGACUCGCGGGAUCUUUGGAGAACGAGGAGAGACUGUAACGGGAGUGCGACGUCGUCAAGAGUGGAGGAUUCGCGCGUGGCACGAAAGGGGAGCAGGAGGAGAAUCCGAGGGAAUUCCGAUCGAUCGCGAUCGAGAGCGGGAAAGCGUGACUUUGGACGUCGGUCGUUACACGAGGGAAACUUGUAUCUCGGCUUCCAUCGGAUAGAAACCUCAAGAUACCGAAGAGAUCGCGAAGCCGGGGGAUUCGCGAACGUUACCCUCGGAUGGAGAACAUGCGGAAGUGUCGAUCGGCGCGGUGAAUCGUUAAGGAGCGUCUCGCGAGCCGUCCUGGAUCGAAUCGACAUUCAUCUCCGGCUAUCGAUCGAAUGAAUGGAACAGUAGUCAAGUGUUAUCACGCGGCGAGUACGAGAGCGACCACGAGGAACAGCAGCGAGAGGUGCGCCGAUCGAUCGUAGAUCAAGCUACGUCGGAAUAACAUCGAGGCAAAAGUGUUGGACUUUAAAAGUUUGGACGAGCGUCAUACGGAUCGCCGUCGAUCGUCUUGGUAGGGACACGAUCUUUGUAGUAAACGAGGUCGCGUCAGUAGAUCGGCUACUGAUCUCUCUCUCUCUCUCUUGGGAGAGAGACACUCUUGAAGAAGAGAGCACGGCGAGACGCGGCGGGUAUCCCCACGGCGACGCGUUUAGGCGCCAAUGACGUCACCGUGCGAGUGAGACCGCCGCCGGGGGAAUUCGCGGUCGGAGUUUCUCGCCGCGCGCGCGGCACGUUUACGCGUCCCCGACACGGCGAGACGCGAGACGCGAGGCGACACGGCGCGACGCUCUCGGCAGUCAGCAGUGCCGCGAUCGCCGGCGAUGGUAGUACCAGUGGUGAUGGUAGUGGUGACCGCGCGAUAGUAGCAGUGUUGAUGGUGUACGCUCGACCGUACGAGUGGUUUAUUCCUCCUCGUCAUCCGUCGUCGUCGUCGUCGUCGUCGUCGUCGUGCCGUGCCUCGCGGUGGGGGUAAGGAUACCCCUGUGAAAUCCGCGGUGCGCGGGUGGCCGAUUAUACUUUUCUAACUAACGUAUGUCGCUCGUCGUCGGCGGGCAAUGACUAACCGCGCGCGGCCGAUUACGUUAACGAGAGAUAUCAUAUCCGACGACUCGGAGCUGCCGAUUCGGAGCUAUCACUCGUUGCCCGUUAUCAUCGUCAGCGCCGGUCGGACGGGAUUUGCAUAGCAAACAGAUUGACGCGCUCGUAGUAAGUGGAUAACGAGAAAUCGCGCACGUACACCGUAUAUAGCGCGAGAGAUCGUUGGGCGCUUCGUAAGUGUGUGAAUAUCGCUCAGCGCGUGCGUGCAUGCGUGCGUGCAUGCGUGCAUGCGUGCGUGCGUGCGUGCCGUGCGUGCGUACGACUGGUAUCAGCAGGAGGGAGAGAGAAAAAGAGAAGGAGAGAGAGAGAGAUAGAGGAUACGACGGACGAGGCAAGUGCGGAGCUUAAAAUAGAAGAGUGACUUCGGCUUAAGUACGUGGCGGGAGGACGGAGCGAGUAAAACACACGAAUCGGAGAAGAGAAGGGUGGAUGUUGUGCUCACUUUUUCCCCACCUCCACGUUUCUGUGAUACGUUCGAAUUCUACGUUUCUCCGUGGGUGAAAGAGGAAACAACGGGAGAGGACGACGAGAAUACAUAUACAUACAUACAUAUAUAUACAUAUAUACAAAUAUCUCGCGAUGGAGUGCGUAUUUCUUCUGUGAUAAUUCGUAUAGUGCGUAUUGUAGUGGUGGAACGCAAGAAAAGGGUGAUCUCGUGUCUCACCGCGCGCGCAAGAUUCUUUUUCUCUUUUCCCGCCCGUGUGGUUGGAAAAAAAGAAAAAAAAACAGGAGAGAGAGGAUUCAAGUCGAUCUUCGCGCGGUAGAGAGAUCGCGCCUCCAGCAAGCCGAGCGCUCGCCCAUCAGGAAAGGAGGCGUCGGCUCGCUCUCUGUCCCACGCGAUGGAUCGUGACUCGCGUUCGUAUUCCUGCGGAGGCUGCGAGAGGACCGCCGCCGAGGGCCGAGCUAUGCCGAUGGAGUAACAAGUGAGCGGCGAAGCGGCGUUGCCAUGACGACAGAGACCCAUACUGUGGCGAUGACAGACCCACAGCUGACCAAUAAUAAUAACAACAAUAACAACAACAACAACAACGAUGGCGAGCCAAAGUACCUACACAAGAAAUUCAAGAAGAUGGCGACGACCGAAGUUACGCCGAAAGUCGUCGAGAAGGAGGGCACGGCAAACAACGUCAUUUUUGACGAGGCACCAAAACGAAAGGACGACAAUAAGGAUGGUAAGGAGUCAUCGAAGGAACUCGGCAACAAACUCGAACCUUCGCCGGAGCCGACAGGGGGAGUCGAGCCCAUCGCUGAGUCUCGAAAGAGCGGCAGCUACGCGUGUCCUUUCUGCCCGAUGACGUGGACCAAGCCGAGUGUCCUUCAAAAGCACAUCAGGGCGCACACAAACGAACGACCGUAUCCAUGCGUACCAUGCGGAAUUUCCUUCAAGACCAAAUCAAAUCUGUACAAGCAUUGUAGGUCGCGCUCUCAUGCACACAAGAUGGAGAAAGGAGAGAAGGUAUCUGAGGAUUCCGACAUAAGUCUAUCGGAUAGCGCCAGUAAUGGUACUGGUACACCACCGCCGCCGCCAGCUUCGACGUCCACAACGGCAACGACGACAGUAUCCACUGCUGUAGUAAAGACCGUGAAAACCGGCAAGAUCUAUAAGCCAAAGUUUCAAGCCCGAACAGCAUUACAGUGCGUGAACAGUGACACCGAAACGUCUUCCUUAUCGCCCAGUUCUUCUAACAGUUCCUGCUUGUCUUCCUCCACAAAUACUUCCACUUCCAAUUCUGUUAAACCUAAGGCGGAGCAGCUACAGGAGCAUAUCGACAAGAUUAUUACAGACAAUCAGGCAAUCGUCGAUGCAGUGGAUCCAUGUCUGCACAAACUAAUGCAUCGCCAACACAGCCUAGUCGAGACAAAACAGUCAUUUGAACAGCAGCCGUUAAACUUGUCUUCCGCGGAGGAGAUCUUGAACAACAGAAAGCGUUGUUAUAGCGAUAGUUGUGCUCAGGAAGCGAAAGAUGAGCUUCCGGAUAGCUCAAUCAUUAAGGAUCUUCUUUUAAAAACUCGCGGUUCUAUGAACGGACCAGUACUGGAGACUGCUGUAGAAAAUUUUGUCUGUCCCACUUGUAACAUCCCCUAUACUAGUAUAGACAAUUUAGAGGCUCACCGCAGAUAUUACUGUAAAGGUAUUGACAAUUCUAGAAAAGGAACCGAUUAUCACGCGGACUUAGAAAAACGAGAUUCUGAUUUCGAUGUAAAAUCUGCCGAUUAUUAUAGCACCUUGCAACCGUUACCCUCGCCGGGUCCUCUACUAGGUAACACCAGACUAGUCGACGCGUACGCUCCACCUGCCAAGAAGCAAAGAACGGAAACUGUGCCGACCAGUUUAAGAUCGCUAGAGGAGCUCAGCAAGUAUCCGCGUCCAAACUCACUACAGAUGUUCGGUGGUGAAGUGAGGAUUCUCGACAACACGGGCGAAGUAACGAAAACGAUGAGGAUCGAGCCACGACAGACAAAUUCGCCCACGAACGAGCACGUUGUCAAUAGCAAGUGCAUCAACUCGGAGACGGCAUCGAUAGUGGUAAAAUCGGGACUUCAUUCUGGUGGUACCAUGAUGCAUAAACCGCCGGAAAUAUCGGCUAACACGUCCAAUUCCUCCAUAUCUCUGCCCAACGCACCGAAGAUAUUGGCGCCCAUUAUACCAAACAUAUCAACCCCGAAUAUAGCGCCUACUAUGUCCUGUUAUGACUACUUGGAGUCGCACCUCAACCCGCUGACGAGCAUCACUGCCUACAAUCCGUUGACUUUGCCGCAAGCUGGUAUCACAAGUAUCCUCCAUGGCGGAAAGGUGAUACCUUAUGUACCUGGUAUGCCCGGACCACAUACUCUGACUGGUACGCCGACUAUAGACAUAUCUCCGAGUAUAACGGCUGGCGAAGCCGGUUAUAAAGUGAUACCGGGCCUACCGGGCCUACACAUGAUACCUCAGCCACUCGACCUGGCUAGUUCAGUGAAGGUACAACCCAGUACGGUGCCUGGUAUGCCCAGUCCAUUGUCUGGACAUGUUCCUUCCUUGCUAGACCAGCCUCUGGAUUUGGCUAGUCCGGCAAAGGAGUCGAUGAAGAUCAGGUUCAAGACACCUCAUGGCGCUGGCGUNNNCAGUCCCAAAGUUCCUAACGUCAAGGUCGAAACUUCGACAGACAAGUAUCGCACGAGGAUGCCGUCAACUCUCACCGGUGGAGAGACCGGCAAAGCAGAGCUCGAUCGUCAUAUCAAAAAUAAUACGGCCGUAAAAUACAGGAGUAUAGAGAGUCCGCGAGAGAGAAAGGAUUUUACAUACGACAAGAGUCCAAAGUUGGACAAGACUUUUAGUUAUCCAAAUGGCGUAGAUCCCACAAUUUCUUCGAACUCUUACAACAAGAUGAGAUACUCGCCCAAGACCAUUUCGGAAAACAAGAAGAGAUCAUCGAAUUGGGGUGUCAGUGAAGUUGAUGCUGGUAGAGCACUCCCAAUAGAUACGCACACUGCAAUCUCUAAGUUAGACUUACCUGUUCACGAGAAUGGUCGAUUAAAAAAUAGUGUCCCUUCGGAUACACGUGGAUGGAUUAAAGUCGCGGACGGAUACGGCGCAUUCAAUGGCGCUAAGAUAAAGGCCGACAACGCGUCAUCGGUAAUACUUGUAAACUUAGAUUCUUCCAAGACAGAAGUGCCAACGAAAACUUCCGUAGAAUUAAUUGUUAAGGACAAACAACCCGAGGCCAAAUCGCCGAAGAGCGGCGACGUCGUUAAAGAAACAAUUAAUGCUAAUAAGUUCUUGAGACCCACGUCUCUACCAUUGAAACCCGGCACGUUUACGCCGAAGAAGCAUCACGGGAUCACGCCUACGGCGAACACGCUUCCUCUCAUCAGUCCGGAGACUCCGCGACCCAAGAAGUCGUAUGGACAAUUAUAUCUAAAUGGGCAUGCUUACACAUAUCUAGGUCUUAAAUGUUCCACCAGGGUGUUUUAUUGUACCUUGAAUCGACCGCAGCCAAUGUAUGUCACACAGCAGCACGGUCUGUCGAUGUACUCCAAUUGGAAGAUAUGCAAGGAGGCACCACUAGAUGUGGACAUGGCACACUACGACUCUCGACAUAGACCUCUCAAUUACACGACCGCUUGGAAGAAACAAGAAGCUAUUUUAACUCACUCUUCGCAAAGACCAACCACUCCCACCAGUCCGGACAGUGGAUUGGAGAGUGACAUGCAGGAGAAGACGAAAAGAGUGAAGAUAUUUGACGGAGGUUUUGAGAGUAACGAAGAUUACACCUAUGUGCGCGGAAGAGGACGAGGACGUUAUGUCUGCGAAGAAUGUGGUAUUCGUUGUAAAAAACCAUCUAUGUUGAAGAAACAUAUCAGAACACAUACGGAUGUUAGACCGUAUACUUGCAAGCAUUGUACCUUUAGUUUCAAAACAAAGGGUAAUCUUACGAAACACAUGAAGUCCAAAGCUCACUACAAAAAGUGUGUGGAAUUGGGCGUAGUACCAGUUCCUACAACUGUCUGCGACGAAAAUAUCGACAAGGAGGCUAUCGCGCGAUUAGCUGCUGGUGGCGGUAACACGGAAGAAUCUUCAGAGGAGGAGGAAGAAAGUGACGGAGAAGAAAGCGAAGAAUCGGGCAGCGAGGAGCAAGAAGCAGCACAAAGUCUACUCAGUCUUUCACAACGUAACACGUCGAAUAGAUUGCCCGGCUUGUUGCCGUCUGGUAGACCCACAACGUAUCCAUACACGCUAACUUUACCUACGACUUCCACGAUGAGCAUCGUGUCCACUACCGCGGCUACGUCUACCAUCAGUCAAAGUGUCACCACGCAAGAAACAACUUUGAUCCAAAAUGAAUUAUCGCAUCGUUAUUACUUCCCAUCAAACCGAAAUACGACGGAAGAAACGAGGAUCAGUGUCAUCCAAUCGUCAAAGAAAGAUGAUUCUGACUUUGAGAUCGAGGAAAUCACCGAAGUCACGGAGUCACGUCAUCAGCUGUCGCAGCCCAUGGAUCUCACGACGAAGCAGACCACUCAGGUGUUGCCCUCGCCGGUCCCGCGAAGAGUUAGACACGCGGACAUUCUGACACCCGUUUCGGAGCCGGUCUUAUUGCAGACGAUAGUCCAAACAAUGGAACGGCUGCCUAUACAGGGUAGAGAAUGGAAACCGGAUGCGGAGGGCCACAUGUUGCAGGCCUACCUCACGGAGAGACAUGUGAUGGACAGCAAAAUUAAGCAACAGUAUCGCGUGGGAAAUACCAAGGACAAUAAGCAGAUACAGGAAAGAGAUAUUUACCUGCGUCAUCAGGAUCAAAAUAGGUCCAGGCAUAUAGAUUCCAACGGUAUUCCGACGGUGACGUAUACUGAUCCUAGCAAAAUGCAGCAUAUCGUUAUGGAAUCUAGGAUUAAACCAAUGACGAAGCAUACCAGUGACGACAUUAAGAUGGAAAUUAGGGAGAAGAUUUAUCAGAACAAUAUGGCAAUGGAAAGACGAACAUUCGAUUACGAGGCUAUUCACAAGAAUAAAGAACAGACUAAUCGUAUGGUUUCUGAUCGUGAAAAUUUUGAGCUUGGUCUUACUAACGGUCCCGCUAGCACAAGACCAAGUAUUGAGUAUGGUCUAGCCAUGACCAGGAACAAUAGUUCGAUCGAGAGAUCGAACUGUUCUAUUGUACCUGUUCGCAACACAUCCAGUAUUGAUUGUCAUUCACCGAAAUCUUUAAAUAUGGACGUCAAUAAUCGACCACAAUUGAUGCAACAUACGAACAACGACAUUGACAGAAAUUCCAUGUUCAACGCGAUGAAGAUGGUGAGUGAAAUAGAAAGACCUAGGGAAUGCCAUCCUGUUGGUCAGGAAGUAAGAUCUGCUAAUCACGAGAUGAGAACCGCGACUAAUGAUAUUCGAAUGCAGAAUCAUAGUCCACGAAAUCUCGAUCUAAGGCCGCCUAGUAGAGAGAUCAGAACGCCCGGUCAAGAGUACAGAACACAGAAUCAGGAAUUGAGGCUACCGAGUCAACAGGAAUACAAGAUACGCGGUCAAGAAAUGAGACCGCCUAGCCGUGAGUACAAACCAUCGUUCGUUCACGAUAUGCAAGUUAUUCAGGAGCUUAUGCCAUCGGCAAACAUGGAAAUCCGGCAAGCAAAUCCAGAUAAUAGACCGCCGAGCCGUGAUAUGAGAGCUCUCGCGGAAUACAGAACGCAUGCGCAAGAUCCACGUGCCAAUUACGAAAUAUUACAGUCUAUACACGAACCAUCCAAGUCGCAGAACGUAGACGUGAGAAGCACGUCACCGCAAAAAGUACGAAUUCUUUAUUAUGAUACGAAACACACUGCAGACAUAAUUAAACAGAAUGCAUUAGAUAGCAUGAAACAUGCGGUAGCCGGAAAGAUAGUCGUCGGUGGGUCAGAUUUUCAAUCGCCUUCACCAAACACAGUAAACGCGAAACCGCAAGCGGAAUUUCUACAACCGUCGAGUGGACCCGCGCCUAACUAUGUCAGUGUCACAGAAGAUGGUAGGAGUGUAUGUGGGAUUUGUAAUAAGGUGUUCAGUAAGCCUAGUCAGUUACGGUUGCACCUCAACAUUCAUUAUUUUGAGCGGCCAUACAAAUGCGAAAACUGUGCAGUUUCCUUCCGGACUAAAGGCCACUUGACGAAACAUGAAAGAUCCGUUUCCCAUCACAAUAAGGUCAGUAUGACUUCUACGUUUGGUGCAGCGACUACUAGCAAUCCCAGACCUUUCAAAUGUACAGAUUGUAAGGUAGCAUUCAGAAUACAUGGACAUUUGGCCAAGCAUCUUCGCAGCAAGAUGCAUAUCAUGAAAUUAGAAUGCUUGGGCAAACUGCCUUUUGGAACAUAUGCAGAGAUGGAAAGGUCUGGCAUCAACUUGAAUGAUAUCGAUACUACAGACUGUGAUAAUAGUCUUAAUAGUCUGCAGAUGUUGGCUCAAAGAUUAGGCGAAAAGGAUCCAGCGAAAAUCGCGCAGUGGGACUCGGAAACUCUGCCCGGACCGGUCGUGAGUGGCAGUGAGACUUCGUCAGAUGAGGGUGAGCCUAUACCGCAGCACGCACUUCAUGCAACAUACGUGAAAGCGACAACAGACGCAGACAUUUCUCGACCAUAUCACAUGUCAAUCGUCCCCGAGAAACCGAAAGCCAUUAACGACGUUCGCCUCCGCAGUCCUCAGUUCAAUCAGCAUAGACGUGAUUACUCUGUUAAAGAGCAGCGAUCAAUUCCGGUGGUCGUUCCGGAAGACGCAAGACCGGAAGACAGUUUACAAUCGUACAAGUGCCAAGUUUGCCCCGUAUCUAUGCGUACUGUAAAUGAAUUACAGGUACACUGUUUUGUUGAACAUAAUAUUGAGACGGAUUCUAGGAAAAAGAGAAUACUCAAAAAAGAAUUAUGGACGAAUCCGUAGUGAAGGAAGAUCACAAAAGACAAAGGAUAGAGGAUACAUAGUGCCAAAACAAUAUAGCGUGCGAAAAGAAUUUUUCGAGUGGUUGCCAUACUACUUAGAGAAAUCGUGGUUAUAAUGUAUCAUAUAUGGAAUGCAUCACAGAGAUAUCCUAAUGAAAAAGUCUCGGUCGUCUUAAAAAACUAUUUCAAUAGGUUAUACCAUUAAUGAUGUUUACAUUUGAAAAAACGUUUCUUGAAAAUUAUAAUAUUGCAAAAAUUUAAAUGAAGCGUUCUUAAAA